Molecule: messenger RNA, 579 nt
Organism: Staurois parvus
Lineage: Eukaryota; Metazoa; Chordata; Amphibia; Anura; Ranidae
Source: the annotation of a GenBank genome assembly
AUGGCGGCGCGCAGUGCUGUGUCUCGUGGUCUGUUCCAUGAGGCGGUGCGGUCGGUGCUGGGGAGCUGGCCGGUGCUCCAGAUCGCUGUAGAGAAUUGCUUUGGGGGUCCUUAUGUCCAGGAGAAGGCAGAAUGGAUGGUGGGAGCCGUGGAUCAGUAUUUUCAUACUAACUCUGACCUGGAGCAGUAUGAGGUAGAAGAGACCCUACAGGCAAUAAUGAAUGAUGAGUUUGAUACAGUAGUGGAGGAUGGAAGUUUACCUCUGAUAGCCCAGCUGCUGUGCACUUUGCAUUCUCAGUGUCAGCGUGGAGACACAGCUGCAGUGCAGCAAAAGAUCACACAGCUUUCUCAGAAGAAGUACAACGUGAAAGCCAAUGUUCAGGAAGUGAAAGCUAAGGAGGAUGAGGAGGAAAGCAGUGAUGGUGACGAGGAAGCAAUGGAGUGUGAGACGAGUAUCAAUACGUCUUCUGCUGUAGUGAGCGUUUCCAGCACAUCAGAGGCUGGUGGGCACAGCGGGGAUCUUCAGGAGCCGGAACAAGAAGCUGAUGGAUGGACUGUGGUGCGGAGAAAAAAGAAGUGA